This is a messenger RNA of Mesorhabditis belari, 2346 nucleotides long. The record is from the annotation of a GenBank genome assembly. NCBI's taxonomy places the organism in Eukaryota, Metazoa, Nematoda, Chromadorea, Rhabditida, Rhabditidae.
AUGAGUCGCGACGAUCGAGCCAGAGCUUUAAGAGAGUUCGGGAAAUCCUUCAAAAAGGUGACACGCUCAAAAUCGGCAGCACCGCGGAGAAGAAAACGACGGAAAGAUCGAGAGAAAAGGAAGAAAAGGACACGAUCCGAGCCAUUGCUUUUCCCAUCGGAUAGACAAAGAUUGAGAGAUGAAGGAGCUGGGGGAAGGCAAAGGAGUUUGUCGCUAAGAGAUGAGGAACGUCCAAAGAAACAUCACGGAGAAAAAGGGGAUCGAGUGAGACACAAAAAUGGUCAUGCGACAGAGCCAAAAGCUGAGAAGAUAUCACUCGUGAAAGUUUUUGCGCAAAGGAGAGAGCAAAGAAUGUUGGCCGUUUAUGGAAUCAAUGGGAUACAGACCUCGAUUCUCGAUGUCGAAGGGCAAGCAGCUGCGAAUGCGUUUUAUCGAUCGAUUGACGCGAUGCCAAACAUGAAUGUGGCUCGGAUGAAGACCACUGUGCCGCUAGUCUCUGAAUUGACAAUGCAAACGAAGAGAGCCCAAGCCGGUCUUGCCAGCGCUGCAAAGACCACUUUUGGCAAUGAGGAAUUGAAAGCUUUGGUCUAUCGAAAAACUCUGCAAGCCGUCAUCUACCCAAUCUCGUGCACGACACCGCACAACUUUCAGACGACGAAUUUCCAGACGCCUACCUGGUGCUACGAGUGCGAGGGUUUACUGUGGGGACUCGCGCGACAAGGCCUGCGCUGCACGGAAUGUGGAGUGAAAGUACACGAGAAAUGCCGGGAAUUGUUGUCGGCGGAUUGUUUACAAAGAGCUGCCGAGAAAUCGUCAAAGCACGGCGAGGGUGAUCGAACACAAAGCUUAAUAGCCGGGAUAAAGGAUCGGAUGAAAAUUCAAGAGAGAAACAAGCCGGAACUCUUCGAAACGAUUAGACAAGUCUUCGGGGUGGACGACCGAACACAAACAGAGACGCUGAAACAAGUGAAAGCCUCAGUUUUGGAGGGAAGCAGCAAAUGGAGUGCGAAGAUUACGUUGACAGUGAUCUGUGCCCAGGGAUUGAUUGCAAAGGACAAGACUGGGAAGAGUGAUCCGUAUGUGACGGCACAGGUAGGAAAAGUGCGACGCCGAACGCGAACGAUUCAUCAAGAGUUGAACCCGGUUUGGAGCGAGAAAUUCUUCUUUGAAUGUCACAAUUCGACUGAUCGAAUCAAGAUCCGCGUUUGGGAUGAGGACAACGAUUUGAAAAGCAAAUUGAGACAGAAGCUUACGCGCGAGAGUGACGAUUUCUUGGGUCAAACGGUGAUCGAGGUGCGAACGCUGAGCGGGGAAAUGGAUGUUUGGUAUAAUUUGGAAAAGAGAACCGACAAAUCGGCUGUCUCGGGAGCGAUCCGUUUGCACAUUUCGGUGGAGAUUAAAGGAGAGGAAAAGCUGGCUCCAUAUCAUGUACAGUACACAUGUCUACACGAGCAUUUAUUCUCGUCACAUUGCACCGACAACGACGAGGUUCGGCUCCCGGAUGCGAAAGGCGAGGACGCUUGGAAGGUGUUUUUCGAGGAAAUCUCGCAGGAGGUGAUCGACGAGUUCGCGAUGCGUUACGGUAUCGAGGGGAUCUACCAGGCGAUGACCCAUUUCGCGUGCCUCUGCACCCGGUACAUGUGUGGCUCUGUGCCCGCCGUUCUCUCAACUCUUCUCGCCAACAUCAAUGCCUUCUAUGCACAUACAACAGUCACUUCCACUGUGUCAGCAUCGGAUCGUUUCUCAGCGACGAAUUUUGGAAAGGAGCGCUUCGUUCGUCUUCUCGACCAACUGCACAAUUCGCUGAAAAUCGAUUUGGCAAUGUAUCGGAGUAAUUUCCCCGCCUCUUCACCGACGAAACUCCAGGAUUUGCGGAGCACAGUCGAUUUGCUCACGUCGAUCACCUUCUUUCGCAUGAAAGUACUCGAAUUGGCUUCACCGCCGCGCGCCUCGAAUGUAGUCAAGGAGUGCGCGAAGGCGUGCAUGCAAGCCACCUACCAGAUGCUUUUCGAGCGCUGCUGUGAGAGUGGUGGGCCAUCAGUGGACUCAGUGCAAUUCUGGUAUUAUUUCAUCGACGAGUUGAUGCGAACGAUUGAAGAAGAUCAACAGGAUUAUACACCCGCGUUGAAUCAAUUCCCGCAGGAGCUCAACGUUGGUCAAUUAUCCGCGGCAACGCUGUGGUACUCGUACAAGAUGGAUCUCCAGAUUGCAUUGGAAGAACACGCCGAAAAGAAGAAAUGUCAGACGCGAGAAUACAUGAAUUUGUACUUCAAAGUGAAAGGGUUCUACUUCAAGUACAUCGCCGAUUUGCCCCAAUAUAAACAGUCGAUUCCCGAGUUCCCAGCG